GGGGCGGGGGGGGGAGAGAGAGAGAGAGAGAGAGAGAGAGAGAGAGAGAGAGAGAGAGAGAGAGAGAGAGAGAGAGAGAGAGAGAGAGAGACUUCUUCUUUCCCUUCAAUAUGACAUUAUGAUUCAUUUUUUAGCAUUCUGCUUUAGUUCUCGUGCAUGUUCAAGCAAGGAUCUUAACACAAUUGUCUUGCCAUCCAUCUCUGCAGUCUUUCUUAGCUUUAAGAUUCUACCAUCCUGCGUGCCACCCGUCUUUCCUCUGCCAUUGUGUGCUUGUGUGUGUGUGUUGAAAUGCACAAUCUUGAAUCUUCUAUCAAGUUAAAAUGAUUGUAAUGUUUUGAUGAAACGUCCUCCUCAUCGUGGUGUGUGUGUGUGUGUGUGUGUGUGUGUGCGUGUGUGUGUGUGUGUGUGUGUGUGUGUGUGCGUGUGUGUGUGUGUGUGUGUGUACCUCUCCCUCUUCAGGCUUGGGGAAGACUGGAUGGCAAGCGCCCGAACAAAUAAUUCACAGGAAGCGGACUCAAGCAGGAGAUAUGUUCACUCUUGGAUGCAUCCUCUUCUUCUGUAUAAGUGGUGGGCGACACCCAUUCGGGGACAAGUACGAGCGAGAUCGAAACAUUAUUGAUGGGGCUCCCAACCUUUGGCCUAUUGGCCACUUGCCAGAAGCAAUGGACCUUAUUGGGGAUCUGCUCCAUCCAGAGCCCUCUGAGAGACCCACGGCAGCUCAGGCGCUGGCACACCCGAUGCUGUGGACGGCCGAAGAGAGGUUGGCAUUCUUGUGCCAUGCAAGCAACAGGAUGGAGAAAGAGAGCUGGGCCAAAGACUCAGAGCUGUUGCACAGUCUUGAGAUGACGUUUCCAGUGACGUUAGACGAUCGACCUUGGAAUGAAAAGCUUGAGGAGGAGUUCGUGCGCAACCUAGUACAGCUCCGAAAGUAUGAUUUUGACAGUGUCCGUGAUCUUUUGCAUGUAAUCAACCACAGGUUUGAAAACUAUCGAGAGCUUCCAAAAGAAGUGAAGUGGAGGAGUGCGCGAGCACUCGAAGCUGUCAUGGACGACUUGGUAGCCGUCCCGGACCAUGGGGUCGCUGAGACCCAGUUGGUCCAGUUGAUUUAUCGUGCCAUGCCAGAGCCCUUGCGAGGGCACUUCUUUGACAAGACCCAACAGCCCAAUAUCACAUAUGACGCGCUGAGUAGGGAAGUGGUCUUGUUCGAGGCAAAGUCCAUGCCAGUUUCCACUUUCUGGCACAAGGACUUGGAUAAAGGCAAAAAGUGGAAAGGCCGUACCAUCUCUGGCCAGGUUAGGGCCAAGGAUCAUUUGAUCCUCACUCUAGAUGAAGGUGGUACAGACGAGGUUCCCUAUAGUCAGAUGGAGUGGGGCCUCGAGGAGGAGGACAGUAGCGUAGGUCAGGGGAGGUCCUAUGCGGCUGUUGCGGCUGGAGGGAGGCCGCAAGGUAGAGAGGAGGAGGCCAGGGCCAAAGGGGCCAGGUCAUGGGAGACCGAGGAUCGGGCGCACAGGGGGUUGGCGGUCAAGGGAACCAUCAAGCGGGAGGUAGGGGUCAAGGUCCCCCGCCGAAUCGUCGAGGUCCCAGUUGGUCCCCACAGCGACGAGGUGGUAGGUCACCUCAAAGGUCAGGAGGUUGGCACCCAUGUCUUGGAGAAGCUCAGAGAGGCUAACUUCAAGAUCAAUGCGAAUAAGUGCGAGUGGGACAAGACACAAGUCUUGUACUUGGACCACGUGUUAGACGGAGAUGGCAUUAAGCCAGAGGACAGCAAGAUAUCGGCGAUUAGAGAUUGGCCGAUGCCCCGCACGUUGACAGAGUUGAGGUCGUUCUUAGGCCUAGCUAACUACUAUAGGAAGUUUGUGAAGAGCUUCUCGACUAUCGUCGCACCCCUCCGCAGGUUGCUCAAGAAAGGGGCAAUCUGGCAGUGGGAUAAGGACUGGACGUCUGCGCUAAAGAAGUUGAAGCGCGCGUUGAUAGAGUACCCUGUCCUCGAAGUAGCAGAUCCGUCUUUGCCAUUUGUCGUCCCCACGGACGCAAGUCAGUAUGGGAUAGGCGCCGUGUUACAGCAGGAUGACGGCAAUGGCUAGAGACCCAUAGAGUUCAUGUCAGCGAGGAUGCCCUCAGAGAAG
Molecule: messenger RNA, 2126 nt
Organism: Chara braunii
Lineage: Eukaryota; Viridiplantae; Streptophyta; Charophyceae; Charales; Characeae
Source: the annotation of a GenBank genome assembly